Molecule: messenger RNA, 1269 nt
Organism: Penicillium mononematosum
Lineage: Eukaryota; Fungi; Ascomycota; Eurotiomycetes; Eurotiales; Aspergillaceae
Exons: 5
Coding region: 1-1269 (422 amino acids)
Biological process (GO): transmembrane transport
Cellular component (GO): membrane
Molecular function (GO): transmembrane transporter activity
Source: RefSeq, a predicted model, not a curated record
AUGGGGAAGCCGCCCGACCCCGAAGUGAACAUUGGCGAAAGCACUACGUAUACAGACUCCUCUGCGGAAAAGUCCUAUGUCAGGAAAAUUGAUUUCAUUGUGCUCCCAACACUCUGCUUGGCUUGUUUCAUCACACAGAUGUACUUUUUCGAUUGCAUGGAUCGGAGCAAUUUGGCCAAUGCAAAGACAGAUGGUCUCGACAAGGACCUGCAUUUGAAAGGGAAUGACUAUUCUCUAUUGAUUCUUCUCUUCUAUAUCCCAUUCGGGUUGUUCGACCUGCCAUGGAAUCUUUUAAUCAAGAGAUUUUCUGGCAGAAUCAUGUUGUCUUUCAUGUCUAUCGUCUGGGGUGUUCUAGCACUCUGCCAAUGCGCCGCCAAAGAUUUCGGCUCUCUAGUUGCAAUUCGCAUUAUAUUGGGUGUGUUUGAAGCCGGUUUCUUUGCCGGGGCUACGUUUUACCUCACCUUGUUCUAUACGCGCGGAGAAAUGGGCUUCCGACUCGCUAUCAUGCAGUCAUUCGCAGUUCUGGCAUCUGCUUUUAGCGGGCUUAUCUCCUUUGGAGCAUUUCAGAUAAACUACCCGGCAGUCAAGGGAUGGCAGUGGUUGUUUAUUAUAGAAGGCUCGAUGACACUAAUCACCGGGGCUGCGGCCUUUUUCCUGCUUCCAGAUGGGGUGCAGAGCGCCUGGUUUUUGACUGACAGGGAGAGGGCGGCAGCGACAGGACGUCUGCUCCGGGAUACGUCGUCAGAAGUGAAUACGCCAUUCAGUCUCAAGGCUUGCUUUGAGACAUGGAGCGACUGGAAGUUCCCAGUGUGGUGUUUGAUUACGUUUACAUACCCUGUCGCCUAUGCCACUGCAAUGAAUUUCUUCCCGUUAAUUGUUCAACGAUUGGGAUACUCCGUCAUCAAGACUAAUCUAUGGACAGUGGCACCCAAUCUCGUUGGAGCAGUAUUCCUGCUUUGCGUGGCCAAAUCGUCGGACUAUUUCCGCGAGAGAACGUUCCAUAUCGUCUUUUCCUUGACAGUGUCAUUGGUCGGAAUGAUCGUAUUAAUUGCCAUUGAUGUUCAGAACAACAAGGGAGUAGCAUAUUUUGCUUGCUUUCUGAUGGCAGCAGGGUCAUAUAUUCCCUCCUGCCUCGUUCAUGCCUGGCACAACAAUAACAACGUACACGAAAACUCGCGAGCUGCCAAUACAGGCUUUUUCGUAGGACUGGGCAAUUUCGCUGGAGUGUUAAGCGCGGGCACAUUCCGAACGCAGUAUGCACCAAAGUGA